Zingiber officinale is the source of this 712-nucleotide messenger RNA. RefSeq names its product cysteine proteinase inhibitor A-like. The transcript is spliced from 3 exons. Gene Ontology annotation, molecular function: cysteine-type endopeptidase inhibitor activity. Lineage: Eukaryota; Viridiplantae; Streptophyta; Magnoliopsida; Zingiberales; Zingiberaceae. The record is from RefSeq and is a predicted model, not a curated record. The coding region runs from base 204 to 500 and encodes 98 amino acids.
AGUAUUGAGGAGGCUACUCCGUUUCUUAGCAGAGAAGUCAUCGUUGUCAAAACCACCUGCUUCGGUCCUAAGCAAAAUCGCAGCAUAAAUCGUUCCGUUCUGCCUCCUGGUCCGAUCAUCUCUUCCUCCUUCCUCUCUUCGCUCUUCCCGGCUGAGGCAGGGGCCGACGAGAUCCGAACAGCGAGAGGACGCCCACGACCACCAUGGCACGGAUGGUCGGCAACGUGAGGGAAUCCGAAGGAAGAGAGAACAGCACCGAGAUCCAGGAGCUCGCUCGCUUCGCCGUCGACGAGCACAACAAGAAACAGAAUGCGCUUCUGGAGUUCGCGCGUGUUGUGAAGGCGAGGGAGCAGGUUGUCGCUGGAACUCUGCAUCACUUGACCGUGGAGGCAAUUGAGGGAGGGGAGAAGAAGCUGUACGAGGCCAAAGUGUGGGUGAAGCCAUGGCUUAAUUUCAAACAGGUUGAAGAAUUCAGGCAUGUUGGCGAACAAGGUGAUUGAAGAGUUUGCUAAGAGUCCAUGUUCGAAGCCCCCUACAAGAACCUUGGAGCAAAUAAGAUGUAGCAGGAGCAUAUGCAGCCUACAUUGUGAUCUCUCUAUAGAAAAAGUUCUACUCUUAAUUUCCCUUAAUACUGGAUAUGAUACUUAGUAAACUAAGUUCUUGAGUAAAUAAAAAAAUAUUUAAGUAUUAAUGAAGUGCAGAUGGUUUGAUA